AACCCGCGGAGUAAGCAUCGUUGGAAUUCCCCCUGUUGCAGUCAUCAUGUCUAAGUCUGAGUCCCCCAAGGAGCCAGAGCAGCUGCGGAAGCUUUUUAUCGGAGGUUUGAGCUUUGAAACAACCGAUGAGAGACUGAGGAGCCAUUCUGAGCAAUGGGGAACGCUCACGGACUGUGUGGUGAUGAGAGAUCCAAACACCAAGCACUCCAGAGGCUUUGGGUUUGUCACCUAUGCCGCUGUGGACGAGGUGGAUGCAGCCAUGAACGCGAGGCCACACAAGGUGGACGGAAGAGUGGUGGAACCAAAGAGGGCUGUCUCAAGAGAAGAUUCUCGAAGACCUGGUGCCCACUUAACUGUGAAAAAGAUUUUUGUCGGUGGUAUUAAAGAGGACACUGAAGAACAUCACCUAAGAGAUUAUUUUGAACAGUAUGGGAAAAUAGAAGUGAUUGAAAUCGUGACUGACCGAGGCAGUGGCAAAAAGAGAGGCUUUGCUUUUGUAACCUUUGACGACCAUGACUCUGUAGACAAGAUUGUCAUUCAGAAAUACCAUACUGUGAAUGGCCAC
Myotis brandtii (Brandt's bat) is the source of this 565-nucleotide messenger RNA. RefSeq names its product heterogeneous nuclear ribonucleoprotein A1-like. The transcript has a single exon. The annotation marks the transcript as partial. The record is from RefSeq and is a predicted model, not a curated record. Gene Ontology annotation, molecular function: RNA binding. NCBI's taxonomy places the organism in Eukaryota, Metazoa, Chordata, Mammalia, Chiroptera, Vespertilionidae.